CGGUAACGGCAACCAUGGCGGCCGCACGGCAGUUCUCUAGUCGUACGGUCCAGCGUGAGGACCCCACAGGCUCUUCGGACUCAUUGGUCACCACCCUGAACUCCGUGCCCACUGUGUCUCCAGUGUCUCCCGAGCCUGUCUCCCCGGGACAGGUCGCGGAGCCACCAGACAAAAACCUGUGGGAGCAGAUCUGUGAGGAAUAUGAAGCUGAGCUGCCUCAGUUUCCAGAAGGCUAUAUGAUCAGACAAGAAACUCCAGUUACUGUUUCACUAUUGGAGGAACUGGUUUCCCAUGACUUCAACACAGAACACUAUUUCCUAGCUUCCCAUUCCACCACCGCCUCAAAAGCACCUUGUCCUCCAAAUAAAUCUGAAACAGUUGAUCCAAAAACAUGUUCUCCUAGACAAUAUUUGGAAACGUUCAUCUUCCCAGUUCUGCUUCCUGGAAUGGCCAGCCUACUUCACCAAGCAAGACAAGAAAAGUGUUUUGAGAGGAAAAGAACCAAAUUCAUUGCCUGUGAUUUUCUGACUGAGUGGUUAUACAACCAAAAUCCAAAGAGGGCAGGGGAACCGUUCACAGAAUUCUUCUCCAUCCCAUGUGUGGAGGAAUGGCUAAUGCACAACCCGCGGCCACCAAUCCCACUCUCCCUCCUACUGACAGAAGAGGAAGCAGUGAUUAUCAUACAGUCCUUCUGGAGAGGCUAUCUGGUUCGCUGUGAUCCCGAGAUUCAAGAACUGCGUCAGUGGCAGAAGAAACUCCGGGAGGACAAGCACAUUCACCAGCGAGUGCAAAUGUUCUGGGCCAACCAAGAACAAAAAGUGAAAUGCAAAAUGGAGGACCAAGAGGAAUGGAACCCAGGGCCUUAUGGUGUGUGGUAGGGAAGAGUUCCACCACUGAGCUAUACACACCUUAGCUCAAACAAGACAUUUAAACCCAGAUGUCAGUCAUUAAGAGUUUUUGUUGUCUAGGUCCCACAGUAUUACAGAAAGUUCCUGCUUUUUUGGCUAAAUCAACUUAUGACUCUCAUUUGUUCUGCAGUUUGCAGUUAGGCAGGAUUCUCCCAUUCACAAUGCUGCAGAUGCGGCCAAAAGCCUAGGAGCAGGAUAGAGUUGUUUUGACAAGCUACCACACGUCUUAAGUAAAUAGUAAAGCCUUUAUUUUUUGUGUUAAGAACAGCAUUUUGAAAAUAAACCUAUCUGCUCAUGCUUAACAACCUUUUAAAUCUGUAAUAUUUAUGUACAGUCAUGUAUGGUACACAUUGAUUGUCUUGAAAUUUCUGAAUGAUUUUUUUAUAAGUAUGCAAGUCAGCCAGGGGAAGAUAAAGGUACAUUAUAAAACACACAUUAAUACAUUUAAUAAAUAUAUAUUAUCUAUCAAAAA
Molecule: messenger RNA, 1380 nt
Organism: Chinchilla lanigera (long-tailed chinchilla)
Lineage: Eukaryota; Metazoa; Chordata; Mammalia; Rodentia; Chinchillidae
Gene: Iqck
Product: IQ motif containing K
Exons: 10
Coding region: 15-878 (287 amino acids)
Molecular function (GO): protein binding
Source: RefSeq, a predicted model, not a curated record